GUUACUGCUAUCGAAAGAGUGUCAAAUGGAUGCUGGCUUCCAACACGUAAGGUCUAUUAAUGAAUUAAAUUUGACCUCAGAAGGCGGUCCCGCCGAGGGUCCGUCGACUACUUUCUGCUUCAUCCAAUUAUAUUUUUCUCAACCCAGACAAAGGAUUUCAUUGAGUUUUGCAACGUGUUUUGGCAGGCACAUGUUCUGGAAGAAGAGGAAGACUCCGACAUAAAACCUCUGGGUUUUAUGUACCCCCAAAGACGUGUCUUUUUGGAUGACUGCUGUCAUUAUAACUAGAUGAAAUGCCUUGACCUAGCCACCACCAUAUCAUGGCAGGCAGUUGCAUGGAUGUCCGUGGCCAUAGUGCAGUGGUUCUGGGAAUGGUCCUGUUGAUAAACAUGAUAGCGGCUGACUCACCUGUUGCAGAUGUGUCUCUCUCUGGCUCAACACACCAUGCUAAGGGAUUUAUUGAUGAUAUUUCAAGUCCAAGAGGAGUAUCAAUAUCACCCUCAUCACCCUCUCUUGCCUUUGAAGACCCAGACACACCUGGCACUCAGCAAGUAAUUCCCGAAUCACGACGUGAAUCUUUCACACCUAUUGGCCUCAAUACAAAAGAACCACAGCAUCUUUCUCCAUCUUUACAUCGCUCUCAACCUGUUUUGGAAUCUUUUGCGCAGUUACAGGCAUCCAAACGCUCCAGGAUCAAUUCUGCAGAGGAAACUUCCAUACUCUUGCAAACUCAUUCAAUAUCUCAGAUGCCAACUCAGUCAAAUGUAGCAAGACCCUCAACGUUUAAAAGAUCAACAGUGUUACAGCUUAGUUUUGUAAAGGAAGUAGCUAAAGAUGCUCAAGGCAGUGAAUCUGAAAACAUCCUCACAACGGCUUCCUCGCUGCCUAUUGAGACAUUUAAGCCACUGGAUUUUAGUGACUCUCCAUCAGACAAAUCUUAUAUUUUAGACCAUGUCUUACUAGACGCCAAACUGCCUAUAAAUAAUUCAAAUAAAAUGCAGCAUGUAAAUCAGAUGAGCCCCAGCAGUGCCCUGAUGCCAGAAAAUCAACCAGUUACUAUUCUACCCAACUCGCAUGAGAUUCUAGCCCCGAGCCACCAUGUGCCUUUAAUCGGCCUACACCUUACAUCACCUUUGUCUGAACCGAUUGAGGCUCCCCUUGAGGACUUUUAUCCCGCCAAUACCAUGGACUUUGACUGGGGGUCUGGAGAUUACUUGGAGACAAUGGCAUUCUUAAGUCCAGAAGAAGAGGACUACUCUUUUGCCACCAAAGUUCCCGACACAUUUGAUCAAGAGGAUAAUACAGAACAAUAUAAUACAGAAUUCCCUUCCAGGGUGGGCACAUCCUUUUCAUCCUUGCAUCAUCUUUAUAUUCUGCCAUCUUUAAGCCUGAUGACGGCAUAUGCAACACAUUUACCUCAGACAUCUAUUGAUCCCUCCUCUCUUUCCUCAUUUAACUCCACAGUUCCUUAUACACUGGAAGUUACCCCUACUAUUAGUAGUGAGAUAAUAGAAGCAUCAGACAAAGAGUGGCCAGAUACUAUCAGCAUCCAACCAACAGAUGUUCUAUUACCUGACAUGAACAGCUUGGAAUAUUACACCACUCAGCUCACUAAGGAGAACUCUGUUUCAGGGGGUGAAGCUGAACAAAGAGGGAACAUCACUGUGGUGCCCAUUAGUACUCCAGACACUGCACCAACCAACAGCAUCACCAAUGAUAUAAAAUUCACAGACAAUGACCGCUACAGUGAUUUUUCAGACUUUGAGCCACUGAGUAAAACAACAGUAAUAAGAACAACAGAGCUUUUUAAUGUCUCAAAGCCUUUUUUGCAUCAUUCAAUAGUCACAACCUCCUUUCUUGAUCCCUCUUCCCCCAUCUGGACCACUCCAAUAUCCACCACAGAUUGGUCUGCAGGUACUCAUACUGUAGAUCUGCAAAGCUCUGCGGUUAUACUACCCAGCCCUACAGUUUUUUGGCCAGAUGAUGUCAUGUCUUCCUUGUCUUUGACAGAUGUCCAAUGGUUUGUCACAGAAUCCUUUUCACAAAGUACCAUACACGCCACUCCUGUAUUUACUGCAACAACAACCUAUUCCUCAAGUCCAACUGAACAUUCAGUCAUUAUUACAACUGAGCAAGUUUUCAAUAUCACUCCAAUGUCAUCUAAUAGCACUUUGGUGCCCCCUGUCAUGUUGGGUGAUCAGGGGGUGACUAAAGAUGAAUUUGACAAUCCAGCCACGAUGACCUUGAUCCCAACCAACAGCGCUAAUAUAAUUCCGCCCAUACCCACAUCUCCCAAUGCCAACACAAGUUUCCAUCAAGAAGCAACUGGAAUUGCUGUCAAUGUUACCCCUGUCACGAGUGGUGAAAAGCAGACUACAGCGCUGACAUUCAGACAAUACCUCUGCAAUCUUGAGAAGCCAGAGUAUUUAAUUAAAAUAGGUUUUCCCUCUGGAGUAUCUGUUGGACAUGCCAAAUCUCAAAUUAGAGAGAUCCUGAAACAUAGAUUCAACAAAUCGGUUGAGUUACAGGUUAUAGAACCACCACCAAAAUUUGUGUUUCGGGUAGUAUCAGGUCCAGCUGUGUACACUGCCAUAUCUGUUGUCAAUGCCUUACGACGGUCAGGACACCGCUUCCUGUCUGUGUCUCCCAACUGGGUGAUACCAGACAAUAAAUAUCAAGUCCAUACAGUGCUGCAGUUUGUUCCUGAUCAUAUUAAUGUACGGUUUUGCAACUUCAGUGAAAGUAUUGAGAGAGGUCUGACCAUGGCCUUUGCCGAAGUGCUUCGGCGCGUCAACAUGUCUGCCAAUUUCACAGUGCAUAUUAAAAAUAUUUCAAUGACUGUUCUUAAAAAUCAACGACUGGGAAGGUCUCCGGUGGACAUCACCUUCACUGUACACAACUCAAGAGGUUAUCUAAUGGGGUCAGAGGUCAGCAAUGCUCUUAUGAAGCUCACCAAGGUGGAAUUCAGCUAUUACAUGGGUUACCCUGUCUUCCAGAUUGCUGAGCCUUUCCAUUAUCCAAAGUUGAACACAAGCCAGUUCCUUCGCUCCUCCUGGGUGAGAACAGUUUUCUUGGGAGUGCUGGACAGUGAAGUGGGACAGAGGACUUUCCAAGCCAACAUUGAGCGCAGAGUGGCCAUGUUACUUGCGGAGGCCAUGGGAUUAGUCAGACGUGUCAAGAGAGCCACCAGUGUCGGCAACAGCAGCGUUCAGGUUGUGAGCAUGAACCGGAUCGUGGGCAUGGACCAUCCCUUGGAGGUCGUGUAUUUUGUGGAGGGCCCUGAUGGUCAGAGGGUCCCUGCUGUCGAAAUGGCCGAUAUACUCAACAGCCUGGAUGUCCAAAAGGCAGCCAUUAUCUUGGGAUAUCGUGUUCAGGGCAUGUUAGCACAGCCUGUAGAGAAGAUGACAUCCUUACCUUCUGACACUGAGAACCCCAACGUGUGGAUCAUCAUCGGAGUGGUGAUUCCUCUCCUGGUGGUCAUUAUCAUCAUUUCCAUCCUCUACUGGAAACUGUGUCGAACAGACAAGCUGGAGUUCCAGCCAGAUGCCAUGGCGUCCAUCCAGCAGAGACAGAAGUCUGCUACCUCACAGUCCCCCGUUCACAUGGCACUACCUCAGCAUGAGAGGGGUGUACAGUUUAGUGAAGAAGAGGAGGAGGAAUUUGAGGAGGUGGAAGAGGACUAUGAAGAUGAAGAAGAAGAAAAUGAAGAAGAAAAUAAUGUUAAAAUGGGAAAGGGACCAUUCGCUCUUUCUCAGAGCAAAAACAGCACACCCAGUGAGGAGGAGGAGGAGGACGGAGAAGAGGAGGAGGAGGAGGAAAAAGAAAACACGAAGAGGACUAACGGGAGAGCAUUCAAACCAGGACAAGAAUACAAAGCAGCACUCAAGAAAUCAAAAGAGAUGAAGAAAGAAGAGAGAAUUAAAGUGUUUCCUAAAGGGAGGCGGGUCCAGGAGGAGUUGCAGGCUCCCAGUGUGAAAGGCUUCGACUUUGCCAAGCUGCAUCUUGGCCAGCAUAACAAAGAUGACGUCACUGUGGUGCAGGAAUCAAUCUCAGCGGGGCCUCUGCCCAUGUCAGAUAAAGAAGGCCCCAGUCCAUCCCAGAAUGGGGAGGGCCCAGCUCCCAUAUCUAAAAACUCUGCCUCCUCUACAAAGGCAUCCCGCAGCAGUCGAAGACGAGAGAGGAUCUCGCCGUCAGACGGCGAUUCCAUGGUCAGUGACCGCUCCAGUGGAAGAGAGUCAACUGAGGAGAACCUCAGAGCCCAGGCCACGCCCAGCGACAGCAAGCAGACGCGUAAGGUCCCCAUCAAUGUUUUAAAUGGCAAAAAUAAAAUUGGUCCUCCUCCUGUGAAUGGUCUCAGUGAGCAGUUGUCAUCAACUUCCAUUUUCGAACAUGUUGAUAGAAUGUCACGGGCCCCAGACAUAAGCCGAAGACUCCCUAACAAAGUGCAGCUUAUUGCAAUGCAGCCCAUGUCGGGCCCACCCUUGCACAGCAACACUGCAGCUGCCAAAUUGCCUGAUCUUAACCAAAUGAACAAGGAGGUUCAAGUAGCUCUGAGGCAGAAAUCGGAGAUUGAGCACCAUCGAAACAAGAUCCGCCUCCGUGCCAAGAGGAAGGGACACUAUGACUUCCCUGCAAUGGAUGACGUAGAUCGUGGCCUUGGGGAUGCCAAAGACCAGGAUCACAUCUACCAGAAAGCACAAAUGCAAAUGGAUAAGAUCAUGGACCACAAUGCACAAAAUUUCACAGAGCCCCAAAAGAGUGCUCGCAGGGUUCGAUCUCCCAAACAGCAGAUGAAGGAGCAGUCAAAAGGAAAGAUCGAUGCAGACAAAGAUCACCUUAUCUCAGAAGACACUGAUCCUGUUUAUAGGAAGUAUCCUGGAGUCAACAAUGUGGCCUUUGUGUCGGACCUUGACCAAGCCACAGGUUUAACUCACAGAAGCCCAUCUCCCACCGAUGACGUCUUCCUUGGUUUCUCCUCCCCACCUCCUGGGCAUGCCCCUCCUCCACCCCCCUAUAUGGCUCCACAGCCCUCCAUCGAAGAGGCAAGGCAGCAGAUGCGUUCGUUGCUGGAUGACGCCUUUGCCCUUGUGUCACCCACCUCUCAGGGCAGUUCAGCCGGGGUCACCCUUCCAGGGGUCAAUGUCAACCCUUCAGACACCAGCCCUCCAGACCAUGGCCCCAGAUCUUGGGGCCCCUCCUAUCAAGGACUUGGCUCUUACACUGGUAGAUUCAGUGACCUGAGCGUAUCCCCCCCUCUGCUCCAAGGCAUCAUGCCAAGGCAGGAUCAUGGACUGAGUUACUUCCCCCCUGGAGAGGCAACAAGGCCCGGGGAGCAGGUCCAGAUCGCCAGCCAUUACUCCAGCAGAGGACUCUAUGCUGAUGACUCACCCACAUCAGCGAGACCACGACCAGUAGGGGGCACUACAGGCUCCCAGCUUCAUCAUCUUACACAGGUGGGCUUGACAAGCCAAAUGAAUGGUUAUCCAGCAGGUGUCAGAGGUCAUCCUGGACAGAAUGGUGGCUGGAGCAACUACCGAGAUGACAGUUACUGCAGAACAGUACCAGAUAACGCAAUGCCCAGGAGUGUCCUCAGGGAGCCCUCAGCUCCUCCUGCUCACCUGGACACUGGUGUGGAUUACCUCUCUGCCCCGCCCCCAUUGGCCAUGACCCCUCCCACCCAGUCCUCGGCCUCCUUGAUUAAGGCCAUCCGGGAGGAACUGUUGCGCCUCUCACAGAAGCAGGGCUCUUUGUCCAGCUACCACAGCUGAGGUAACCGGAACUGUGCCUGCAAAAUGUGCCCAUGCUUCCCAUGGAAGUGUACAGCAGAGAGAAAGUCCUGCUCAACAUCACACAGGUUAGUUUAUUCAUGCUUCUGACUGCACUUUUGGAGAUUAUUCGUGACCCCGGAGUGGUUUGACAAUGCAGCCACCUCCUGUAUAUCGCUAUGAGACAGUGUUAUAUGAAGAACAGCAUGAAGAAGUUGAACCUACAGUUUGUUUUUUUUAAAGUGUCAUGGUUCUCAUGCACACGUUUUUUUGUUGCCGUCAAGUUCCACUUCAUGUGUUCUGCCAUGAUGAGCCAUGCUUUGCCUUGACACUGUGAAGGAGGUCACCUGACCCACAGUAAGGUCAUAGUUCAAGCAGGCAGGAAGUGUGUAUUACACAGACUACAUUACGCUACCUACGUCUUAGAUUAGUCAGAACUCUUACUUCUGGACCUUUUAUGGACUUUUUGCAUUUAAGUCCUGUUUUGUACUUUCUUGUGAAACAAUGUUUAGGCAUCGAUAGCGACACAAAUGCCUUGAAACCCUCCUUUUUCAAAAGGUAGAUCAUGGAGAAGGUAAGUACUUGGCCAUGAUGGGUACUGUAUGUACCAAGCUGUGUUUUGCUGCACUGUAUGCAGACUACUUAGUGCUCAGGUUUGGAUGAGUUUGAAGAAAAAAAAGCAGGUUUGAUUGGUCGUGUGAAAUAAUACAUCGACCUGUAAUGUGUUUACUAAAUCACCAUCACUGUUUUCAUGCAGUAUUUAAAAUUUGCCUUUUUUUUAACACAGGGUACUGUAUUUAUGAAUCAGUCGUGUUUAUGUGCUUUUUAGAAUGUUUUUUUUUUAUUACAAUGCCUUGUGUUACUAUGUACACCAUAAAAGUCAUUAAACUGAUUGGAAUACUG
Messenger RNA from Entelurus aequoreus (snake pipefish), 6668 nucleotides. RefSeq names its product UPF0606 protein KIAA1549. The record is from RefSeq and is a predicted model, not a curated record. The transcript is spliced from 24 exons. The coding region runs from base 321 to 5768 and encodes 1815 amino acids. Lineage: Eukaryota; Metazoa; Chordata; Actinopteri; Syngnathiformes; Syngnathidae.